This is a messenger RNA of Marmota monax (woodchuck), 2612 nucleotides long. RefSeq names its product RAS guanyl releasing protein 1 (gene Rasgrp1). Bases 153 to 2546 code for a protein of 797 amino acids. Gene Ontology annotation, biological process: Ras protein signal transduction; positive regulation of GTPase activity. The record is from RefSeq and is a predicted model, not a curated record. The transcript has 17 exons. Gene Ontology annotation, molecular function: guanyl-nucleotide exchange factor activity; calcium ion binding. Gene Ontology annotation, cellular component: plasma membrane. NCBI's taxonomy places the organism in Eukaryota, Metazoa, Chordata, Mammalia, Rodentia, Sciuridae.
UGGCUCCGAGAGCUGCAGGCGGACGGCCGGGGGCGGCGAGGACCCGGGGCGGAGAGGCAGGGCUGGAGGCGGCGGCCGUGGCGAUGCGCCGCGCCCCGCCGAGCCGGUCCUGCCGCGCUAGGUGAGCCGGCUGCAGGCGCUUGGCCGCGGCCAUGGGCACCCUGGGCAAGGCGCGAGAGGCUCCGCGGAAACCUUCCCAUGGCUCCAGAGCUGCCCCUAAAGCAAGACUAGAGGCGAAAUCAGCCAACAGCCCCUUCCCUUCCCAUCCCAGUCUGGCCCAGAUCACCCAGUUCCGAAUGAUGGUGUCCCUGGGACAUUUGGCCAAAGGAGCCAGCCUGGACGAUCUCAUUGACAGCUGCAUUCAAUCUUUUGAUGCAGAUGGGAACUUGUGUCGAAGUAACCAGCUGUUGCAAGUCAUGCUGACCAUGCACCGAAUCAUCAUCUCCUCUGCGGACCUGCUGCAAAAAGUUAUGACCCUCUAUAAGGAAGCCUUGGCAAAGAACUCACCAGGGCUUUGCCUGAAGAUCUGCUAUUUUGUAAGGUACUGGAUAACAGAAUUCUGGAUCAUGUUUAAAACGGAUGCCAGCUUGACAAACACCAUGGAGGAGUUUCAGGAACUGGUAAAAGCCAAUGGUGAGGAGCUACAUUGCCGCCUAAUUGACACAACUCAAAUCAACGCCCGUGACUGGUCCAGGAAACUCACCCAAAGGAUAAAAUCAAAUACCAGCAAGAAACGGAAAGUCUCCCUGCUCUUUGACCAUCUGGAACCAGAAGAGCUAUCUGAGCACCUCACCUACCUUGAGUUCAAGUCCUUUCGAAGGAUAUCAUUCUCUGAUUAUCAAAAUUACCUUGUAAAUAGCUGUGUGAAGGAGAACCCCACCAUGGAGCGAUCCAUUGCCCUGUGCAAUGGCAUCUCCCAGUGGGUACAACUGAUGGUUCUCAGCCGCCCCACCCCGCAGCUCAGGGCAGAAGUUUUCAUCAAGUUCAUCCAUGUGGCUCAGAAACUCCACCAGCUACAGAACUUCAAUACAUUGAUGGCUGUAAUAGGGGGGCUAUGUCACAGCUCAAUCUCCAGGCUCAAGGAGACCAGUUCGCAUGUCCCACAUGAAAUCAAUAAGGUUCUGGGUGAGAUGACUGAGCUGCUGUCCUCCUGCAGAAAUUAUGACAACUACAGGCGAGCCUAUGGGGAGUGCACCCACUUCAAGAUCCCCAUACUGGGGGUGCAUCUCAAGGAUCUCAUUUCCCUGUAUGAAGCUAUGCCCGACUAUCUGGAAGAUGGGAAGGUGAAUGUCCACAAGCUGCUGGCUCUGUACAAUCAUAUCAAUGAACUGGUCCAGCUGCAGGAGGUAGCCCCACCAUUGGAAGCCAACAAGGACUUGGUGCACCUGCUCACGUUAUCUCUGGAUCUCUACUACACUGAAGAUGAAAUUUAUGAGCUUUCCUAUGCACGAGAGCCAAGGAACCACAGAGCCCCACCACUAACACCUUCAAAGCCACCGGUAGUAGUGGACUGGGCCUCCGGAGUAUCUCCCAAACCAGACCCAAAGACCAUUAGCAAACACGUCCAGAGGAUGGUGGAUUCUGUCUUCAAGAACUAUGAUCAUGACCAGGAUGGAUACAUUUCUCAGGAAGAGUUUGAAAAGAUUGCUGCCAGUUUUCCAUUUUCCUUCUGUGUGAUGGACAAAGACAGGGAAGGCCUCAUCAGCAGGGAUGAGAUUACAGCCUACUUCAUGAGGGCCAGCUCUAUCUACUCUAAACUGGGCCUGGGCUUUCCUCACAACUUCCAAGAGACCACCUACCUGAAGCCCACUUUCUGCGACAACUGUGCUGGAUUUCUCUGGGGAGUGAUCAAACAAGGAUAUCGAUGUAAAGACUGUGGGAUGAACUGCCACAAACAAUGCAAAGACCUGGUGGUUUUCGAAUGCAAGAAGCGAGCCAAGAACCAAGCACCUUCCACUGAGAAUAGUACCUCUGUGGGGCCAGUGCCCAACCUCUGCUCACUGGGAGCCAAAGAUCUGCUCCAUGCACCUGAGGAAGGCUCUUUUACAUUCCCUAAUGGGGAAAUGGUGGAACACAGUGAGGAGAGUAAGGACCGAACAAUCAUGUUGAUGGGAGUGUCCUCACAGAAGAUUUCUGUUCGUCUGAAGAGAACUGUUGCCCACAAGACCACCCAGACUGAGUCACUUCCUUGGAUUGGCAGUGAGGGCCCUUCAGGUCAAUUUGUGUUGUCUUCUCCAAGGAGGACAGCCCAGGACACCCUUUAUGUGCUUCCCAGUCCCACAUCUCCAUGCCCCAGCCCAGUCUUGGUCAGAAAGCGGGCUUUUGUCAAGUGGGAAAAUAAAGAAUCCCUCAUAAAAUCAAAAGAAGAGCUCCGUCACCUCAGACUCCCAACCUACCAAGAGCUGGAACAGGAAAUAAAUACCCUGAAAGCAGAUAAUGAUGCCCUAAAGAUCCAGCUGAAAUAUGCACAGAAGAAAAUAGAAUCUCUCCAGCUUGAAAAAACCAAUCAUGUCUUAGCACAAAUGGAGCAAGGUGACUGUUCUUAGCCCAGAAACUCAAGAAGCACAAUUUGUAGAUGAGUGUACUGGAGAUCUAUUCUUUCACUGAUUAAC